Messenger RNA from Lotus japonicus, 1622 nucleotides. Its product is annotated as protein TOO MANY MOUTHS. Bases 64 to 1542 code for a protein of 492 amino acids. NCBI's taxonomy places the organism in Eukaryota, Viridiplantae, Streptophyta, Magnoliopsida, Fabales, Fabaceae. The record is from RefSeq and is a predicted model, not a curated record. Gene Ontology annotation, molecular function: protein binding. The transcript has a single exon.
CUCACCACCAUGUAAUAUAAAUAGAUCAAAUUCCGUUGCAAAUCAUACCAAAUUGUAUCCAAAAUGAAUUGCAAUUGGUGUGGUCUUCAUCUUCUAGUUGUUGUAGUAACAUGCUGUACGUUCUUUUUGCCCCAUUUAGUGGUGCCUUACACUGUCGUGAUGUCUGAUUCCGGCGUGCCAUCCGCCCUUGUAGACGGGCCGCAAACCGGGUUUUCCACGAAGCAAGAUGGAGCUAGAACUGAGGCGCGGGAGCAGGAAGCGGUGUACGACAUCAUGAGAGCCACCGGGAAUGAUUGGGCCACUGAAAUCCCCGACGUGUGCCGCGGACGGUGGCACGGCAUUGAGUGCAUGCCCGAUAAGGAUAAUGUGUAUCACGUUGUCUCACUCUCCUUCGGCGCCCUCUCCGACGACACAGCUUUCCCGACAUGCGACCCGACCCGGUCCACUAUCUCUCCCUCCGUCACCAACCUCCCUCAUCUCAAGACAUUGUUCUUUUACCGUUGUUUCAAUUACAACCCGCACCCGAUUCCUUCCUUCUUAGGUCGACUCGGCCAAACCUUGCAAACUCUAGUCCUAAGAGAAAACGGCCACGUCGGCCCAAUUCCUCAUGAGUUGGGAAACCUCACACGUCUCAUCGUACUUGAUCUUCACAGCAACGACCUCAACGGUUCAAUACCGGUCUCGCUGGGCCGGAUUACUAGUUUGAAGUCCUUGGAUUUGAGCAGCAACAAGCUAACCAGUUCAAUUCCCAGUUUAACGUUCCCCAACUUGAACAUACUGGACCUGAGCCAGAACCUUCUAACGGGUUCAAUUCCUAUGUCGCUUUGGGACUGUCACUCUCUAAUCAAAUUGGAUCUAAGUCGUAACCGUCUCGUGGGCCUUAUUGCUGAGAAACUCACGGGCCUAAAAGAGCUUAUUCUUAUGGAUCUAAGCUACAACCGUAUCAAGGGCCCGUUUCCGCCCUCGAUGAGGAGCCUGGGCUCUCUUCAGGCCUUGAUCCUCAAGGGAAACCCAAUGGGCUCCACGGGUAUACCAGAUGAUGGGUUUGAUGGCAUGACGAGCUUGAUGAUAUUGAUCAUGUCCCACAUGAAUUUACAUGGGCCGGUCCCGGAAUCACUAGGGAAAUUACCCAACCUUAGAGUGCUCCAUCUUGAUGAAAACCAUCUCAAUGGGUCAAUCCCCAAGAGUUUCAGAGAUUUGAGAAGCCUGAGUGAACUGAGGCUGAAUGAUAAUAAGCUAACUGGGCCUGUUCCAUUUGAUAGAGAAGUGGUUUGGAGGAUGAAAUGGAAGCUGAGACUGCAUAACAAUUCAGGCCUUUGUUACGAUGCAAAGAGUGGUUUUGGGGAUGAUUUGGGCUCCACUCUUGAUUCUGGGAUCAGUUUAUGUGGGCCUUCAGGCCCAAGUUCGGAUAGGACCGUGCAACAUCUUUCGACCACGGAAAAGCCCGUGUCAACAACAACAAAGAAUGUCUCGUCGGAUGCUGCUACAAGAUCAUGGGGACUAGCUACUUUUGUACUAAUGUCUACUGUAAUUUUGUUGUAAGUAAAGUAUUAAUAGGGAAAACAAUCAAUGGAAACAAGUUACAUAUAAUGUGUCAUAAAUAAGAUUCCAGUGUUCAUUUA